AUGAUUUGCCUGGAAUUCAAAAGGAUUGUGGGAAAAGACCUGCAGCAGGAGUUUUAUUCUGCCCUUGAUGAUCACCGUACCCGUCUUAUGGAAAUCUUUAAAGCGAAGAGGGGCAACGUGGGCGAACAUUUGGCACAGCUUUUGCAGCAAAUGCAGUCACUGGAUCCCACAGAAAAAAGGACUGUCGCGCUAAGAGGGCUUCCACACCUACUCGGAGACAAUCCCACUGAGUUCUUCAAAUCAAGCUCUGAUGGUGAUGAGUCCUUUGGCCAAAUGGAUGUUGGAAUCUUGCUGAGCAGCAAGGCCGAACUCAAGGUGCUGCUCCUGGAUGGUUUGGUGGAGAGGGGCUUGCGUUUGAUCCCAGAGGCUGAGAGGUCUGAUGAGAGCAUCGUGCAUGCGACUACCCCGAGACGUACGGAGACGCCUGCGGAUGGCCCUCCCGGAGCGGAGCGUGAGUUUGUAGAGGGCGAUGCGCGGCCUGAACCACCGCGCACUCCUCCUCGCUACGGGCCGCCCUCCCCAGCUCCUUCCUCUCCCGGCUCAGUUGGUGGUGCUCGGCGCGCUUUGCGGCUGGCACGCAUCAAGAUGGAGGCCGAGCAGAAGGAUCGGGACCGCAGUGCCGAGCUCGAACUGCAUAUACGGAGGCUUGAGAUCGAGGCUGACAAAGCUGUGCGCCUCAGACGCCUUGAGCUGGAGGCCGAAGGCCGCCUCCCCAGUCCUACUCAACGCCCGGGCGUCGCUGCACCUGCCACAGCCCUCUCCCCAGCUGUUCAUGACUCUCUUGACCCUGAUCGUCCACGCUCUCCUGGAACCUCCACAAGGGACAGAGUCUGCUUCUACUGCCGCGAGCCCGGACACGUAAUCGCAGACUGCCCUACUCUCAGACAAAAGGAAGAGUGUUCAGCUCCAAACGUUCAGAGCAUUGGGUUAAUUCAAUCUGGCCUAGUAUCACUGAAUGGCGAAGCACCAGAUCAACGCCCCAUCCGUAUCCUACGAGACACUGGCGGUUCCCAGAGCUUGAUUUUGGCCAGUGCUCUCCCGUUUUCAUACCGCUCUUACUGUGGUUACAGGAGUGUGUUACGGGGAGUUGAGAUGGGCUACCGCCCGCGGCCCGUUCACUCUGUUCAUGUCCAGUCAAACCUCGUUACAGGAAAGUUUCCGUUAGCUGUUGUCCCUGCGCUACCCAUUGAAAAUGUAGACAUGAUUUUAUGUAAUGAUUUGGCAGGGGGCAUGGUGUUUCCUCCCCUGUUGGAGGCGGUUCUGUCCCCGCUUGUGUGUGCCUCUGAUCGUCAGAUGCCCACGGGUUGUGCUGUGGCGCACACCCGUCCUCCAGAACAGUGCGGUUGUAGUCUGCCCGCCAGUCCAGUGAAACCACGAGUACCGCCGCACUUUACUCCACCCGCCACUUCUGUACGGAAGCACAAGGCUAGGGCCACCAGGCUUGGGUCAGGCGAGCGGCACUUUCAGCACCAUGGAGAGCGUUUUGGCUCUCGCUCUGCAAGUUUCAGUUCGCGGCCUUGA
Messenger RNA from Knipowitschia caucasica, 1521 nucleotides. NCBI's taxonomy places the organism in Eukaryota, Metazoa, Chordata, Actinopteri, Gobiiformes, Gobiidae. The record is from the annotation of a GenBank genome assembly.